This is a messenger RNA of Chenopodium quinoa (quinoa), 1284 nucleotides long. RefSeq lists its product as uncharacterized. The coding region runs from base 141 to 1055 and encodes 304 amino acids. The transcript has a single exon. The record is from RefSeq and is a predicted model, not a curated record. Lineage: Eukaryota; Viridiplantae; Streptophyta; Magnoliopsida; Caryophyllales; Amaranthaceae.
UCAUUGAUGCCGUCCUCACCUUUUUAAUUUUCUCUCUCAUCCACCAACCCUCUAUAAAACCCCCACUUUACCCACUCAAAUCCUUUCAAAAAUUAAUCUCUUUCUUCUCCCAUUUUCUCUCUCCUAAAAAAUACUGUAAAAUGACCACAAAAAUGCACCCAAAUAUCGGCGGCGCGUCUUUCUCACUCUCCUCUCAAUCACCCAGUUUCACUUCUUACUCCUCCGAAAACAUCGCUGAUAUUGCUGCUCGUGUUGUUAAGGAGCUCAAUUUAUCUCAAAACGACCCGUUUGAUGAUGAUUAUUACUCCUCCGUCACCUUCAACGACGCGUUUCAUGAUACCCCUCUAAACGACACCGUUCAACCCCAAAACGACGACAACAACAAUGACGAUGAAGUUGAUGACGAUGAGGAGAGUGAGUUCGAGUUUGCGAUUCUGACAGGGGAAGAGAAUUCAUCCCCAAUUUCAGCCGAUCAGAUCUUCGACAACGGUCAAAUAAAGCCGAUGUUUCCAGUAUUCAACACCGAUUUAGUUUACGGCGGAAGUAGUUGUGGUUUUUCGACUACAACUUUUCCUCCAACAACCAUCCGCGUACCGCUGCGGAAGCUGUUGGAGGAGAGGGAAACGAGCGGGAAUGGGGCCGUAUCUUGUUCGUCAUCGGAAGCGGAUGAUCUCGAAGGGGUCCCACCAGGUACGUACUGCGUGUGGACCCCGAAGAAGAAGGAAGAGGUGAUGAUGAUGAAGAAGAAGAGUAAAUCAACGGGGUCUUCUAAAAGGUGGAGGUUUAGAGAUUUGUUACAUAGGAGUAAUAGUGAUGGGAAGGAUACUUUCGUCUUUUUGACACCCUCGAAUAAUCAUAAAAGUAUCGGUGUCGGUGUCGGCGGUGGUAGUGGUGGCGGAGAUGGGAGGAGGAGGGAGAGAACGGUGACGGUUGGAGGGAGGAAAAAAAGUGGUGUGGAAGCGGGAAAGAUGAAAUCGUAUUUACCGUACCGUCAAGAUCUUGUUGGGUUUUUCGCUAAUGUGAAUGGGAUUAGUCGGACGGUUCGACCUUUUUAAAUUUUGUCCGGAAUUAAUAGUUACGUUGAUGUACGGUGGUUAGUAACGGUAAAUAUUUGGGAGUUUUGGGGGUAGGCAAAUUUUGGGAUGACUUCAGUUGUUGUUGAUGAGUAUUGCUAUAUUUGAAUGUAAAUAUUUAAGAUCUUACUUGUUUUUAUUGAAAGCCAAAAAAAAUGAAAAAAGAUUCAUGGAAAUGCAAAAAUUGUUAAUGUAAUCUUCUUUCUACUCA